AUGUUUAGACCUAUGACGAAGUCAAACAGUGGAAUCAGGACGGCUGGAAGGAGGUUUUUGGCCACAGCCCAAGCAACACCCAACAGAGUUCACGGUGGACUUCAAGACCAGGACAGAAUAUUCCAGAACUUGUACCUGGGAAACUCCAAGCGGUGCCACACGGGUCCGUGGGAUUUGAAGAGUGCGAUGAAGAUUGGGGACUGGUACAAGACCAAGGAGAUCAUCCUCAAGGGAGACAAAUGGAUCAUCGAUGAGAUGAAGAAGUCCGGGCUUCGUGGACGAGGCGGUGCCGGUUUUCCGAGUGGAUUGAAGUGGUCAUUCAUGAACCCACCGGGAUGGGAGAAGAACGUGGGUCCAAGAUAUGUGGUGGUGAAUGGUGAUGAGGGUGAACCAGGCACUUGUAAAGAUCGUGAAAUUAUGAGGAAGGAGCCCCACAAGUUGGUUGAAGGGUGCCUUCUUGCCGGAAGGGCGAUGAACGCCACUGCUGCGUACAUAUACGUGAGAGGGGAGUUUUAUCACGAGGCCGAGACGUUACAGAGAGCAAUUGAUGAGGCAUAUAAAGCAGGCUUUUUGGGAAAGAAUGCCUGUGGCUCAGGAUACGACUUUGACGUGUUCAUUCACAGGGGAGAAGGUGCGUACAUCUGCGGUGAGGAGACGGCAUUGAUCGAAUCCUUGGAGGGAAAACAGGGAAAACCAAGAUUAAAGCCACCCUUCCCGGCUGGUGUUGGAUUAUUUGGCCGUCCAUCUACAGUCACAAACGUCGAGACUGUGGCGGUCUCACCAACGAUUUUGCGAAGAGGCAGUAGCUGGUUUGCAUCUUUUGGACGUGAAAGGAACCAGGGCACAAAGCUUUAUUGCAUAUCCGGCAAUGUGAACGAGCCCUGCACUGUGGAGGAGGAGAUGUCGAUUCCAUUGAAGGACUUGAUUGAAAAACAUGCCGGCGGUGUGAAAGGUGGCUGGGAUAACCUCCAGGCUGUGAUUCCAGGUGGUUCUUCCACGCCUAUCCUCACGGCCAAGGAGUGCGAAGACCAGAUUAUGGACUAUGACAGUUUGCGGGAUGCUGGAUCCGGAUUCGGUACUGCUGCAGUCUCUGUCUUUGACAAGCAGGCUGAUGUUGUUCAUGGCAUACAGAGGCUUUUGGCGUUUUACAAGCACGAAUCUUGCGGGCAAUGCACGCCAUGCAGGGAAGGAUCGACAUAUCUCUCCAAAAUGAUGGACAGACUAGCUGUUGGCCAGGCCAACGAGAAGGAGAUCGACCAGGCAUUGGAGUUAACUUACAAGGUUUGUGGACACUCUAUCUGUGCUAUGGGUGAGGCAUUCAGUUGGCCGUACCAGGGGUUGGUGAAGAAAUUCAGGCCGCUUUUGGUGCAGAGGAUCCAGAACUACAAGAAGGAGCAUAACUUGGCCGAUCGCGAGCUUAAGAACGGUGGCUGGUACAAGGGCAUUAAUCUUAAGGAUGGUCAAGUCAAUGGUUCUCCAAUUCCUCGCAACUCCUUAUACCAUUGA
Molecule: messenger RNA, 1506 nt
Organism: Brettanomyces bruxellensis
Lineage: Eukaryota; Fungi; Ascomycota; Pichiomycetes; Pichiales; Pichiaceae
Gene: NUO51
Product: NADH-ubiquinone oxidoreductase 51 kDa subunit, mitochondrial precursor
Exons: 1
Coding region: 1-1506 (501 amino acids)
Molecular function (GO): NAD binding; NADH dehydrogenase (ubiquinone) activity; FMN binding
Source: RefSeq, a predicted model, not a curated record